AAUCAGUUCACGCGUGAACGGGAGGGAGCAAAGCAAAGCUGACAUGAUAUGUCGGGCUUGUCUCCUCUCCGAGGCUUGCGCAAGACUUUUGAAGUGCAGAUGGCUGAGCGCAUGAAUCUUACGGGGUGCAAACAUGACAGUGUGUGCUUUGAAUCUCAGCAGGAGGCCAUCACUAGUAGGUUGGAGGCCAUCGCUAUUAGUAGCCAUAGCUCCAAAUGUGUUGUAGGACCCUUGCCAUAUCAAACAAAGUCACUACGCCCAUGUCUCGAGGUGCUACUGCUGUUUCUUGGCGAAGCAAAAUUUCAGGCCUCCACAAUCACUCUUGGGGAACACUUGAGGUGGGGCUACACCUCAAAGUUUGGCUACAGCACCGGUACCGGCAACUACAGUUUGAGGCUUCGUGUUUCAGACGAGGCAAAGCUGGCAGGUUCAACCAAAAUGUGACACUUUUUCUGGAGACGUACUUGGAUGAGGAUUGGAAUGAGGUGAUGAGCAUAGAGGACCCUUGCCAGCGGAAGAAGAAGUCUCGCUCGUCCAUGAGCGUAAGCGUUCCAUUGGAUGGGCGGUGGAGCGAAACCCUCAGAAGAACUGUACGAAACAACGUGAGGUCACAUAUUUGGUACUUUGCAGUCCUCGAUUGUGCCAAGAAGACAGAGAACAGCCGCAAGUUUGAGUACGAGAUGACCCACUUGAAUGAGGGUGGUUCUCACUUCACAGUGGAAACAAGAUGGACACUUCCUUCGAAUGUGCUUUCUCUUGUUUGCUUUGUGGCCUUUUCGGGUCUCUUUGCCAAGAGGUGUUUGGCUGAAAUGACCAGCGUGGGCAGACUGCACAUGGUGAUCUGGGCAUUGGUUGUCGUGGUUGCUAUGCAGCUUUUGGCGCAGUCGCUGCAUGCUUUGCACUUGUGGAGGUAUAGCUAUAAUGGGACUGGAGUGAGACCAUUUGAGAUCCUGGCGGAAAUCUCGUUUAUUUUGUCUCAGCUUGUGCAGUCUGCACUCCUCCUUCUCAUUGGGUACGGCUACACCUUGAUUCCAGUGGAUGUGGAUCCAGCAACCGUGCUGCUGACUUUUGGAAUAAGCGCUGUGGUGCACAUCAUUUUGGUCCUGCUUAUCAAAGCUGAGGACUCCGCUGACAAGUUUCAUGACUAUGAGGGUCUCGCCGGGAAGACACUUCUUGCCUUGCGACUAGCCUCCUUUGCCGUGUUUCUGUGGUGCUUGAAGUCCACCAUGACUGGCGCACCUUACAGGAUUCGCGGGCUGCUUUCCAUGUUUGCUUUCGUGGGCGCUUUGUAUUUCAUUGGGCCACCGUUUUUGGUGAUGCUGGUUUCGGUAUUUGCACCGUACUGGCGACCUCCAAUAUUGAAUACGAGUCUUAUGCUUCUUCAGAUUGGCACUGCGUGGUGGUUGCACAACCAGUUUCUCUCGCGUGGGGAGUACUUCAAGGUCUCGGAGCUCAAUUCCUCAAGUUUGCCCGGUGGCACGCCCCGCUCACCGCGGACACCUUUGGAGUCACCGACACGCUCGCCACAGCGUGACAAGCGGGACUGAUGAAACAUGAUGGAUCGUGCAACUGUGUCUCAGCAAAAGCUGAUGAUUCUGCAUCAAAGAAUGCUUCAUGUUCGUUUCUUCCACAGCACCUGAGCUGGGAAAUCGUCAUCGUUUCGUUUCAAAAGUUGAA
This is a messenger RNA of Durusdinium trenchii, 1677 nucleotides long. The record is from the annotation of a GenBank genome assembly. NCBI's taxonomy places the organism in Eukaryota, Dinophyceae, Suessiales, Symbiodiniaceae.